Molecule: messenger RNA, 1850 nt
Organism: Esox lucius (northern pike)
Lineage: Eukaryota; Metazoa; Chordata; Actinopteri; Esociformes; Esocidae
Gene: ero1a
Product: endoplasmic reticulum oxidoreductase 1 alpha
Exons: 16
Coding region: 135-1514 (459 amino acids)
Biological process (GO): protein folding in endoplasmic reticulum
Cellular component (GO): endoplasmic reticulum; endoplasmic reticulum membrane
Molecular function (GO): protein-disulfide reductase activity; FAD binding; thiol oxidase activity
Source: RefSeq, a predicted model, not a curated record
UUCCUCAUAAGCGUAGAAUGAAAGUAAUCUCAUCUCGAUUGUCGGUUUGGCCAGAGGAUACUUUUCCACAAAAGUAACAGCAACGUUUCUCAUUCUUUUUAUUUUAUGUUUUGAGUAAGUGCAUUUGUUCUAAAAUGAAGUGGCAUGUUUUUCUUUGUGUACUUUUGAUGUAUAACCUUAAGGUUUCAAGUUCAAGCUCUGCGGCGAACAGGUGUUUCUGCCAGGUGACCGGUAGCCUGGAUGACUGUGCUUGUGACGUGGAGACAAUUGAUACCUUCAACAAUGAGCAACUCUUCCCCAAACUUCAGAAGUUGCUUGAGUCUGACUACUUCAGGUUUUAUAAGGUGAACCUAAAUAAGCCAUGUCCGUUCUGGAAAGACAAUAGCCUCUGUGGACAAAAGAACUGCGCUGUGAUACCAUGCACACCAAAUGAGGUCCCAGAGGGAAUCAAAACAAAUGACCACCACAAUAUGUACUCCGCAGAAGCGAAUCAAGAGUGUGAGAAGGCAGAGAAGCUUGGGGCGGUGAACAGCUCCCUCAGUGAGGAGACCAGACAGUCCCUCCGUGAAUGGAGCAAGCAUGAUGAUGAGGCAGAGCGCUUCUGUGUGAUUGACGAUGAGGAGUCUCCUGAUUCCCAGUACGUGGAUCUACUUCUAAAUCCAGAGCGUUUCACUGGUUAUAAAGGGCCAGAGGCCUGGCAAAUAUGGAACAGCAUCUAUGAGGAGAACUGCUUCAAACCAUACACUGUAAAGCGGCCUUUAAAUCCUAUGUCAGCCUACAGUGGAAGCGAUGGGAAGAUGUUUUACAGUUGGCUGGAAGGCCAGUGUGUGGAGAAAAGAGCUUUCUUCAGACUUGUCUCCGGGCUCCACUCUAGCAUCAACAUACACCUGAGUGCACGAUUCCUCCUGGAUGACAACUGGUAUGAAAAAAAGUGGGGUCACAACGUCUCUGAGUUCCAGCAACGCUUCGAUGCCCAGCUGACUAAUGGUGAGGGCCCAAAGAGGCUGCGGAACCUCUACUUCCUGUAUCUGAUCGAGCUGCGUGCCCUCGCCAAAAUCCUGCCUGUCCUCCAGCGCCCCUCCUUCCAGCUGUACACUGGCCAGUCCGUCCAGGACCAACAACUUAAACUCCAGCUUAUAGAGCUCCUCCAGGUGGCCAAGUCCUUCCCUCUGCACUUUGAUGAGACGACUCUGUUUGCGGGGAAUAAGGAAGAAGCAGCCACGCUCAAGGAGGAUUUUCGGCUGACCUUCCGUAACAUCUCCAGGAUAAUGGACUGUGUGGGUUGCUUUAAGUGCAGACUCUGGGGCAAGCUGCAGACUCAGGGGUUAGGCACAGUCCUGAAGAUCUUGUUUUCUGAGAGGCAGAUCGAGGCCCUGCCCAAAUCAAGCAAUUCCAGGCCCACGUUCCAGCUCAGCCGCCAAGAGCUAGUGUCCCUCCUCAAUGCUUUUGGAAGGAUUUCAACAAGCAUCAGAGAGCUGGAGAACUUCCGAUCGCUCCUGUCCAUGGUCCGGUAGCCAAUCGGAAAGACCACAGUAUUUAUAUUAAAUCAUCCAUCUUCCCGGCUGAUUAGAAAUUAUUCCAGAUACAGCAUCAUGUUUUGAAGGGUUGCUGAAAGACCUGUAAAAUGGACUUAAGGGAUACUACUAAACAAAGGAACAUGGACUGCCACCAAUACGUCUCAAGCUACUUUUUCUAUGUAAUUUCAAAAACAAUUGGUGAGUUACUUACUAAGUCAGCCACAUGAAACAUGCGUAAACAUGGCGUGAAAGGCAGUUUAAUAUAGGUUUUGUUUUCUGUGACUGAAAAAUUUGGUGCAAAUGGUAACUAAACAAAUAAAACAUGUAAACAGC